Molecule: messenger RNA, 3225 nt
Organism: Monodelphis domestica (gray short-tailed opossum)
Lineage: Eukaryota; Metazoa; Chordata; Mammalia; Didelphimorphia; Didelphidae
Gene: SAFB2
Product: scaffold attachment factor B2
Biological process (GO): regulation of mRNA processing; regulation of transcription by RNA polymerase II; regulation of androgen receptor signaling pathway
Cellular component (GO): nucleus
Molecular function (GO): RNA binding; sequence-specific DNA binding
Source: RefSeq, a predicted model, not a curated record
GGGCGCAUGCGUAACCGGAAAGGAGGCUGGCUAGUGCGUUUUCCUCGCAAACGGCGCCAUUUUGUGUUCGGAACUGCCGCAGCGGCUGCUGUGUAUAAGGUGGACAGCAAAGACAGGGGGCACCCAGGAUGGCAGAGGCUCUGUCAGGUGCAGGCGAUUCGGGUUCUGGCUCGGCGGGUCUCGGCUCCGCUUCCUCGGAGACCGGGACCCGGCGUCUCAGCGACCUGCGAGUGAUCGACCUCCGGGCCGAGCUGAAGAAGCGGAACCUGGACACCGGCGGCAACAAGAGCAUCCUGAUGGACCGACUCAAAAAGGCAAUUGAGGAAGAAGGGGGCGAUCCUGAUGAAAUUGAGAUUGCAUCCGAAGCUUCGAGCAAGAAAAUUACAAAGAGACAUAUCAAAGGGCGUAAGCCAGAGGAAGAGGGUGCUGAAGAUAAUGGACUAGAGGAAGAUUCUGGAGAUGGACAGGAGGACAAUGAAACAAGUUUGGAUAACUUGCAGGAUAUAGACAUGAUGGAUAUUAGUGUGUUAGAUGAGACUGAAAUAGAUAAUGGCAGUGCUGCUGACUGUGGUGAAGACUACAGUGCUGAUAAUAUUCUUGACUCCUUGUCUGAUAGUAAAGAAAAUGCUGAUGCAGAAUUGAAACAACUUCCAGAUCAGCUUACAGAACAUACUACUACCGGAGAAGGAGUUGGAAAUAGUUUGGAUGCUUCAUCAUCAGACUUCACUGUAAUACAGGAUAAUGAAGAACCACCCUUGGAGCCAGAAAAUGAGAAAAUACUCGACAUUUUGGGGGAAACUUGUAAGUCUGACCCACUAAAAGAAGAAGGUUCCGACCUGGAGCAGCCAUUUUCACAGGAUGCAAGUAGCGUGGGGCCAAACAAAAAGCUUGCAGAGGAAGAGGACAAUUUUGACACUGCUCAUCCAGAGGAGGAUGCAUUAGAUGUGGACAGCGAGUCAACACAAGCUAUUGCCAAGAAGGCAGAAAAGCACUUAGACAUAGUGAAAAGGGAGAAAAGCGAGCAGAAAGUAGACGAAGAGAAAAUGGACUCUGAUACUGUAGUGGUAGAGAAUCUAAAUGAUCAGAGUAGCAAAGCAUCAGAAAAUGCGGAAGCUUCUAGCGAGGAAGCCCAGGAAACACCAGAGAAAGCCUCAAGCCCCGAAACCAAAGAUAGCAAAGAAGACAUUAAGAAAAGUGAAGAUGAAGCUUAUAAUGAAGACUCAUCUGCUACUAAAGAGUCCUCUACCAAUGAGGGCGGUGAUCAGAAAAUGAGCUUUAUUGAGGACGACACAGAUAUAAAGCCAGCCUUAAAGGAUGACAAAGGUCGUGUUAGUAGCAGUUCUGGUAGGAAUUUGUGGGUUAGUGGACUCUCUUCAACUACCAGAGCCACAGACUUGAAGAACCUUUUCAGCAAGUAUGGAAAGGUUGUUGGAGCCAAAGUGGUAACUAAUGCUCGUAGUCCCGGGGCACGGUGUUAUGGUUUUGUUACAAUGUCUACAUCUGAUGAAGCCACAAAGUGUAUUAACCACCUUCACCGAACAGAAUUACAUGGAAGAAUGAUCUCAGUAGAAAAAGCCAAAAAUGAGCCUGCCGGGAAGAAACCUUCUGACCGUAAAGACUGUGAAAUAAAAAAGGAAAAAUCAAGCAGCGGGGAAAGACAUCACUCCACUGACUCCAGGUCUGAAAGGUCCAGUGCUCUAUCUACCGCAUCACCAAGCUCCUCCAGAACUGUAAUUAAGAGUGAGAAAAAAGAAGAUAAAAGAUCUGAAGACAGAAAGGAUGAAAAAGACCAAGAUGAACUAAAACCUGGGUCAGCAGAUCGAUCUAGAGCCACCAAAUCAGGAAGCAGAGGGACAGAACGGACAGUAGUAAUGGACAAGUCUAAAGGGGAACCUGUCAUUAGUGUGAAAACCACAACUAGGUCUAAAGAUCGAAGCUCUAAGAGUCAGGAUCGAAAAUCAGAAAGCAAAGAAAAGAGAGAUAUUUUGUCGUUUGAUAAAAUCAAAGAGCAACGGGAACGGGAAAGGCAAAGGCAGCGAGAACGAGAAAUCAGAGAAACUGAAAGGCGUAGCAGAGAACGAGAGCAACGGGAACGGGAGCAGCGCAUUGAUGCUUUUCGAGAACGGAAAGAGAAAGCCAGGCUGCAGCGGGAACGCGUGCGACUUGAGUGUCAGAGGCAGCGUCUUGAACGAGAGCGAAUGGAGAGGGAGAGACUAGAAAGGGAGAGAAUUCGGGUAGAGCAAGAAAGGAGAAAAGAACAGGAACGGAUCCAUAGGGAGAGAGAGGAGCUUCGGCGCCAGCAGGAGCAGUUACGCUAUGAACAGGAGCGAAGGCCUGCUCUGAGAAGACCUUAUGAUGUAGAUUCAAGACGAGAUGAUUCAUAUUGGCCAGAAGGAAAACGAGCUGCUCUGGAUGACAGAUACCGGUCUGAGUUUAGCCGACAGGAUCGUUUUCAUGAUUUUGACCACAGGGAACGGAGCCGAUAUCAAGACCAUUCAGUGGACAGGAGGGAAGGUUCAAGGUCAGUGAUGGGAGAAAGAGAUGGGCAGCACUAUGCAGAUGAUCGCCAUGGAGGACCAGAGCGCCAUGGACGGGACUCACGAGAUGGGUGGGGAGGCUAUGGUUCUGACAAGAGAAUGAGUGAGGGAAGGGGGCUACCUCCUCCACCACCCAGAGGUGGCCGUGAAUGGGGAGAUCAUACCCAAAGGAUAGAGGAUCAUCAGGAUCGUUCUUGGCAGGGCAGCGUGGAUGGAGGAAUGAUGGGCCGAGAUCAUGAGAGGUGGCAAGGUGGUGAGAGAGGCAUGUCUGGUCACUCAGGACCAGGCCAUAUGGUGAAUCGGGGAGGAAUGUCGGGGCGUGGCGGCUUUGCGCAAGGUGGAAACUCCCAGGGCCACGUGAUGCAGGGUGGUGCAAUGCAAGGCAGAGGAUUUGGAGGACAGGACAGAGCCAGCAGAGGCAGUCACCCUCACUUCACCCGCAGAUAUUAAGUAGUAACUUGUUGUUUUGGUGUUAGGUGGUGGCAGUAUUGAAUUCUUUUAGCCAGGGUUCCCUUGGACUUGUGGAUCUUUUUUUUUUUUUUUAAACUCUGCCGCCAUGUUGUAGUUCAAUACAAUGUGAACUCACUUGGGUUUUUUUGUAAUAAAUGUGUUUUUGUUCAUACCAUUUCUUUUAAAAAGUUUCUGUUAAUGAAGCAUUCCAUUUUCCAUUAAUAAAAGUUUACAGUUA